AUGCUUUUCUGCGCCCAGAAAAUCUCUCUGCACAACACGUACCCAGUUUACAAAGGAGAGAGUUCGGAAGAACUCUUCACUGUUGGGGACAAAAACACGAGGGACGCCGCAGAAUUGACAUACGAGAUUCAACUCGAGUCUGAAUCAGAACCUACCUUCCCAGUGAAGGGUGACUUUGUUCGUCGCAACUAUGAAAUCAUUUUCAAAGUAUCGUCGAUUGCGGCGGAGGUUGCGAUGAAGCAUUUCUCCCUGACCUCUAUGAUUACGGGCAGAAGCAAUUAUGGAGUGCUUGUUAGUCCCAACGUUGAUCAGGCGUUUGUGGCUGCUGUGGUUACAAUGAUGGAAGCUAUCCACAAUGAGAACAAGGAGAAACGUGGUCGCAAGCACUCAGACUGA
Molecule: messenger RNA, 396 nt
Organism: Marchantia polymorpha subsp. ruderalis
Lineage: Eukaryota; Viridiplantae; Streptophyta; Marchantiopsida; Marchantiales; Marchantiaceae
Source: the annotation of a GenBank genome assembly